Mesorhabditis belari is the source of this 546-nucleotide messenger RNA. The record is from the annotation of a GenBank genome assembly. Lineage: Eukaryota; Metazoa; Nematoda; Chromadorea; Rhabditida; Rhabditidae.
AUGGGAAAAGAGAUGUCGAGCGGCUUGUCGGGAAUCGAGCUCAACAGAGCAACGACCACCAGCACCGCUCCGGCACUGAAGAAACCGAUAAAGUCGAAGAUGACAGCAACAACAACAGCUGGCGGUGGAGGAGACAAUCAGGAUCUCGACUUUUUACUCGGUAUCACCAACACGCCGAGGAUUUGUCGACGAAAACCGCAGGAAAGAAAGCGACAACCAGCAAUACUGCUGCUACUUCUGCCGGUGGUAGCUGGGAAAUCGACGACGAUCCGAUCGGGAACAACGAUUUUGAUGAGUGGGGGAAGCACUACGGUGAUGACAAAGGCUCCUCCCAAACUCGCGCCACCGCCAGCCGUUUCUUCGUCAGCUUCUUUGCAAGCAAAUCGCGAGGCUCGACGCGCCGAGAUUGCCGCAAAAAAUGAGGCAAAGCGGAGGGAAAUUGCCGAGAAAGAGCACAACAACAAAAGGGAAUUGGAGGAGGGAAAGGUUCCAACGAAAACACCGCCAGCCGCUAACAAUGCUGCCACUGAUGGCUGGGAGGAUUUC